AUGGAAUAUAGAAGAAUCAAGGACGAGGACAAAGAUGACGUUGAUCUGGAAGUAAACGAAGAUAAGGAAAGCUUACGUGACAAAUCAACUGGCAUUGUAAACAGUUUCAUUACCUCGUGGCCCUUCACCAUGGAAGGAACAAAGUGGAAACGCAAGUCCAUUGUUACUGCUGCGCUGACUAUCCUUACAAGUUCGCAAGCUAUACUAAUUGUGUGGUCCAAAAGAGCUGGCAAGUACGAGUACAGUGUUACUACUGCCAAUUUUCUGGUAGAGGCUCUCAAGUGUGCAUUAUCCCUUGCAGCCCUGGCAAGAAUCUGGAGAAGCGAAGGAGUUACUGAAGAUAACAGGUUAAGUACGACGCUGGAUGAAGUCAUUGUUUACCCAAUUCCUGCAUUUCUUUACCUAGUAAAGAAUUUGUUACAGUAUUACAUCUUCCAAUAUGUUGAUGCUCCAGGAUAUCAGAUACUGAAAAAUCUGAACAUUAUCAGCACAGGCAUACUCUAUCGCAUUAUUCUAAAAAAGAAGCUAAGUAGUAUUCAAUGGGCUGCCUUCAUUUUAUUGUGUGCAGGCUGCACCACUGCCCAACUGGAUCCGAGUUCUGACCGUGUCCUUCAAACUCCUUUUCGAGGUUGGUUCAUGGCAAUCGUCAUGGCUCUAUUUAGUGGCUUUGCUGGAGUAUACACGGAGGCUAUCAUGAAAAAACGACCUUCUAGGAAUAUAAAUGUGCAAAACUUCUGGUUGUAUGUGUUUGGGAUGAUCUUCAACGUUGUUGCAAUACUUGUUCAAGAUUUUGACGCCGUCGUUGAGAAGGGAUUCUUUCAUGGGUAUUCCCUGAUUACUGUUCUCAUGAUUUUGAACCAUGCACUGAGUGGGAUUGCUGUAUCAAUGGUCAUGAAAUAUGCCGACAAUAUUGUGAAGGUGUAUGCCACAUCAGUUGCAAUGCUGUUGACAGCAUUUGUGUCUUUCCUUUUUUUCGGGUUUCAAUUCUCUACUGCAUUCUUGCUGGGUUCCAUUGUUGUUUCCGUCUCGAUUUAUCUGCAUUCCAAUGGCGGAGUUCAGAGGCAGCAAUGACAACGUUUAAGAGAUUAUUUCUGUCCAAGUGCCUGAGGAAGUGGAUUUUAUUUAUUUAUUUAUUUUUUCCAUUUCAAGCAUUAAAUCUGUUUUUUAUUUUAUUUUUUAUUUUUUACUUACAUAUUCUACGUUGUGUUAUAAUUACAAUCGAUAUAGUUUUCACUUUUCAGGGAUAGAUUAGGGUGAGAUGGCCCCUAUAGCUGGUCUCUCUUUCUCCUUGCGGAGGUUACCUCUCCCAAUAUUUGAUCAAAUGUCUAGAGUCUUUUCUCUUUUUUUUUUUUAAUUUUUUUCUUUUCUAUUUGAGGAAAAAUCAGUAACAGCCAUUGAUCGGCCAAACAGCCAGACCCAGAAGAAUGAGAUCAAUGAAAAGCCACGUAACUUCCUGGC
This is a messenger RNA of Oldenlandia corymbosa var. corymbosa, 1458 nucleotides long. NCBI's taxonomy places the organism in Eukaryota, Viridiplantae, Streptophyta, Magnoliopsida, Gentianales, Rubiaceae. The record is from the annotation of a GenBank genome assembly.